This is a messenger RNA of Xyrauchen texanus (razorback sucker), 1865 nucleotides long. Its product is annotated as arginine and glutamate-rich protein 1-A-like. The transcript is spliced from 4 exons. The record is from RefSeq and is a predicted model, not a curated record. NCBI's taxonomy places the organism in Eukaryota, Metazoa, Chordata, Actinopteri, Cypriniformes, Catostomidae. Gene Ontology annotation, molecular function: cadherin binding. Gene Ontology annotation, cellular component: mitochondrion; nucleoplasm. Bases 206 to 940 code for a protein of 244 amino acids.
AUAAGUCAGGAGGCAGUCGCCGCCAUAUUGUUUUAUUUCGUAGAUUCACUUGAGCAGAAAGCCACAAGCAAAACUGUGAUUAAGCGCGUUUAUAUUAAACAAUAACACAGUUAAUCGUCAGCUAAUACUGUAUGACGCAUUUACAGAUAGUGCUGUAUUGAUUAACAUCUCUCGUCUGGUGUCAGUCGGUUUAAAACUGCAGAAGAUGGGUCGCUCGCGGAGCCGCAGCACGUCUCGGUCCAAACACUCCAAACAUAGUCGUAGACGGAGCAGCUCAAGAUCCAAAUCCAGCAAGAAGAGGAGCAGACGAUCCCACUCCAGAUCCGGCAGCAAAAGAGAAAGAGGCGGCUCACCACCCGAUCGGACCGACGCGUUCGGCCGGACAAUGAGCAAGAGAAUCCUCGAAGAGAAACAGAAGAGAGAAGAGGAGGAAAGGAGAGUAGAAAUGGAGAAACAGAGGAAGAUCCGUCAGGUGGAGAUCGAAGAGCGUCUGAUUGAGGAGGAGACGGCACGGCGCGUAGAGGAGCUGGUGGCUCGACGCGUGGAGGAGGAGCUUGAGAAACGGCGCGAUGAGAUUGAGCGGGAGGUACUGCGUCGGGUGGAGGAGGCCAAGCGCAUCAUGGAGGCGCAGCUUUUGCAGGAGCUAGAGAGGCAGAGGCAGGCUGAACUGAACGCCCAGAAAGCCAGAGAGGAGAAAGAAAAAUCCAAACGAGAGGACCUGGAGAGAAUUUUGGAAGAAAACAACCGAAAAAUUGCAGAUGCACAGGCUAAGCUGGCUGAGGAUCAGCUACGUAUAGUGGAAGAACAAAGGAAGAUCCACGAGGAACGACUGAAACUUGAGCAGGAGAGGCAGAAACAACAGAAAGAGGAGCAGAAGAUCAUUUUGGGGAAGGGCAAGUCCCGACCUCGUCUCUCCUUCACUCUCAAAGCCGUGGAGUGAUUCUCUCCUCUUUCCUCUCUUCUUUCCUCUCCUCUUGUUGGAUGUGUGCUUCAUGUUGAAGUGAAUCGGUUGGAGUCUCAAGGAGAGGUCUACCCUUUGUGCUCUUUUCCACAAAAUCUGCACUCAGUAGAUCUAGUAUAAAAUGACCCCUUGAAUCCUCACGCUUCAAAACUGGACUUACAGAUCAGCUCCCAUUUUUGCUUUUUAUCAGUGUGUUAUAUAGAUAUUUGGCACUGUUAUGCUGGGUGCACGUCCUUUAGAAACAUCAGGCUUUUUUUUUUUUCCCUUUUCAAUGAGCAAAUAAGAAUGAAAUGUAUGUAUGUGUUAUGAGUGUGUGGUCAGUUGGUCAUUUUAUGUCAGUGGUUUGGGAGCUCUCUUGGAACAAAGUAAACCUGGAAUUAACUUUAACCACUUAUUCUGUUCAUAACAUCCAGCUGUUGUAGAUGUAUUAAAAAUUGUAAAACGUUGUUUACAUUUUUAGUUUGUUAGGGCUUAUUUAAUCUUAUUCAAGACACCUCAAAACCUUGAAGAGCUCCUAAACGGCUGCUUAACACAUUGUUCCUAUAAUCACUGAUGAUAUGCGCAGCAUUUAUUGCAUUGUAACUUAGAUAAAAUGUGUCUUUUUUGAUACAACUCACUCAUAAUGCUCGAAGCGUAGAAAGGAAGGUGCGACCAGCACUUGUUCAGCAUUUUCAAUGCAAACAUUUUAGUGGAAAAGGUUCAAAUGUGCAAGUCUUGUAAUGUUUAGUGCUCUGUUGGUACCUUAAGGAAAUCGGGAAUCACAGGUAAGACUAGUUGGUGUGUAUGUGAGCGAGCUUGUGUGGGUGUGUGAGAGUAUGCUAGAGGGUGGAAUUGUCUAAUGGUAAAUUUACCCCUUUUCUUGUGAUCUGGGACAUUUCAUGUGUUCACCAAUAAAUCCCAUGAA